Anoplophora glabripennis (Asian longhorned beetle) is the source of this 6261-nucleotide messenger RNA. RefSeq names its product probable ATP-dependent RNA helicase DHX34. Lineage: Eukaryota; Metazoa; Arthropoda; Insecta; Coleoptera; Cerambycidae. Bases 247 to 3666 code for a protein of 1139 amino acids. The transcript has 7 exons. The record is from RefSeq and is a predicted model, not a curated record. Gene Ontology annotation, biological process: nuclear-transcribed mRNA catabolic process, nonsense-mediated decay. Gene Ontology annotation, molecular function: ATP binding; RNA binding. Gene Ontology annotation, cellular component: intracellular anatomical structure.
UGACGUCACCACGUGCGCUUAAGCUACCAGCAUCACUACACUUGACAGUCUUGACACAUGUAGAGUAGUUCAAACGUAUCGCUUUCUUUCACUUCUUCUUGAAGUUAUCGCAAGUUGAAAGUUCAGCGCUAACUUCGCGCGGUGCUGUCAAUUGUUAUUUUAGGAAUCCUAACCUCAAAAAAUCGAUAUCGGUCGCGUUUUUCGUCAAAAAUUAGUGUCCCGUGAAAAGUUGCGUCGCAAAAUCGGAUGGAUCGCAAGCACGAAAGGCGGCACAGCGCCCCCGAGCGCCACCGUUACCGCAAAAGACCGCAGUCGAGGUCGCCUCCCCGUAGCGAGAAAAAGCGUAGAAGAUCCUCUUCGCCUAGAAACAGAAAGGUGGAGGACUACAGGCAUGAAUUAACCCGUUUUCUGGACGAACAAGCCGCCGUUAACAAACCUGAGGAUUUUUGGAAGUUCCACGCGAAAUACCAGGCUCUGCAAGCUCUGAAAAAAACCUCGGAGACCGAUAGGAAUAAAGCCUUGAACGUAAACUUUAUAGAGAACGCCACAUUGCUCUACGACAAGCUGCCAGUGUUGGAUAGAAACGGCGAGAGAAUGCGUAUAUCGUUCGAGGACUUCAAGGAUUUCCUGCUGUCGAUCCGAGUGUAUCAAGAUUUCCAACAGAAGACGAACUUCUCGAAGUUGAAGAAGCUGAAACUAGCCCAGAACGACCUCCCCAUCGCGCAGUACAAGAAGGAGAUCAUCGAUAAAUUGAGGGACUUCAGGGUGGUGCUUAUAGCGGGCGAUACGGGUUGCGGCAAGUCCACGCAAGUACCCCAGUACAUCUUGGAGGCUGGCUACGACAAAAUCGUGUGCACCCAGCCGAGGCGUAUCGCCUGCGUCAGCCUGGCGAAGAGGGUGGCUUACGAGACGCUCACGGAUUACAAGAACACCGUGGGGUACCAGAUCAGGUUCGAGAAGACGAAAAGGGCCGACACGAAGAUAAUUUUCAUGACGGAGGGGUUGCUGCUGCGCCAGGCUUCCGAGCAGGAGACGUUGAAUUUGUACGACGUUAUUGUUUUGGAUGAGGUGCACGAAAGACACCUGCACGGAGACUUCCUUAUAGGCAUAAUGAAGUGCCUGUUGCACAAACGAGAGGACUUCAAGCUGAUCCUCAUGUCUGCCACGAUAAACAUCAAGCUAUUCAGCGACUAUUUCGCCGAGGAGAACGUCCAGGUGGUCGAAGUGCCGGGACGACUGUACCCCAUCGAGGUGCAAUACAAGCCGAUAAUAAAAGACCCGUACGAGAGGAAGAGGGACAAAUUCGACUGCGGCCCCUACCUGCAGAUCUUGCAGAUGAUCGACGAAAAGUAUCCGCCCCAUCAGAAGGGGGACGUGCUGAUAUUCCUCAACGGGUUCUCGGAAAUAUCGACCCUGGCAGACGCUGUAACGGAGUACGGCCAGUAUAAGAACAAUUGGAUAGUCUUGCCGUUGCACAGCACCCUCUCGUUGGAGGAGCAAGACAAGGUGUUCGAUUACCCGCCGGACGGCGUCAGGAAGUGCAUUAUAUCGACGAAUAUAGCGGAGACUUCGGUGACGAUCGACGGCAUAAGGUUCGUCAUCGACUCGGGGAAGGUGAACAGGAUGACGUAUAAUACGCAGAUGGGCGUGAACAAGCUCAGCGAGGCUAACAUAUCUCAGGAUAGCGCCAAGCAAAGAGCAGGCAGAGCGGGUCGUACCGGACCCGGUGUAUGCUUCCGCAUGUAUUCCGAGGAGGACUUCAAGAAUUUCGAGGCUUUCACGCCCGCCGAGAUACACCUGGUACCGUUGGACUCGUUGCUGCUUCACAUGAUAUCUCUCGGACUCGCCGACAUAGCCAAUUUCCCUUUCAUCGAGAAACCCGCAGCUAAAAGCCUUGAAGAAGGCCUGGAAAAGUUGAAGUUCACCGGCGCCUUGGAGCUAGAAAGGGAAUGCUUGGCCCUAACGCCGCUCGGAGACGCCUUGAGUCAACUCCCAGUCGACUUAUCUAUCGGUAAGAUGCUUAUAAUGUCGACGGUAUUCGGUAACGUCAACUCGGUACUGGCCCUAGCGUCGCUGCUGAGCGUUCAGAGUCCCCUGACGCAGGCCGCUCACCGCAACUCCCAAGCCCAGGACCUGCGGAAGCCUCUGGAGUCGAGCCACGGCGAUCCCACGACGCUGCUCAACUUCUACAAGGAGUGGCUGUCGGUGAAACAAGACUCGGCGCCCGUUCAGUCGCGUUCCGGCCACCACCGGACGGAGAACUCGAAGACGUGGGCCCGCAAGCGUUGCCUCGAGGAGCAGAGGUUCUACGAGGCGACGAAGCUGUCGGAACAGUUCAGGGAUAUUCUCUGCGAGGCCGAUCUGCUGGCGAAAGUGGCGGAGAGCGAGCUGAGCAGCGGCGAGAGGGCGAUCAGGCACGGCGAGCUGAAGCGGCUGAAGUCGAUGCGGUACGAGCUGAAGAACGAGAGCAAGGCGAGGACGAGGAAACGGUUGAAGUUCGAGAUGUACGGCGCGCCGGAGGACGAGGCGGGGGGGAGGAGCGACAUCAGGGACGUGGAGUUCCGCAUAGCGAACGACUUUAAAAGAUUGCAGAAAUUGCUCAACGAAGCAUCGCCAGACAGCCACAAGGACCUCAUGAUGCUCAAGCUCAUCCUGACGAGCGGCCUGUAUCCCCAGAUAGCCGUCGAGGACGAGCACAACUCCUCCAAGACCGUCUCGGAAAAGUUGUACCACACCAAAACCAAGAACUACGUGUUUCUGAGGCCGACGAGCUAUUUCGCUACCAACCCGGAGGUACUGGAGCUGCACAACGACGAUAUCGAGGUGCCCCCGCCGGGUUACUUCAGCAGGCGCCCGAUCAGCAGGAAACACCAAGUUCUGGUCUACCAGAGCAUAUUAGAAACGAAGAAGGUGUACCUGGUUAACACCAUGAGGAUGCCGGCAGUGCAGACGUUGAUGCUCUUCGGGAAGACCGUCGCCACGAACGCUACCCUUACCAAGUUUGUGUUCGACGAUUUCCUGAUGAUCGACGCGCCGUACUUCGGUCAAGGCAAAACCCUGCUGCAACGCGCCGUGUCGCUCCGGAAAAAAUGGAAGACGAAGCUGGAAGCGAAGCUCAGGGACCCCUCGAGCAGCAGCGAGAUCGAUAGGAAGGAGACAUUCUAUUUUAUGCGGGAUCUGGUCGAUUUCAUGCAGUCCGAGGUCAGCUACAACGUGAAACGCCUCCUGCCCGCCGACCUGAAGGAAAUAUACUCCCGCGAUGUCGAUUUCUACGACGUCGAGAAGCUGAACAGCAAUCCCUUCGACCCGGACUAUCCCGUCACUAAAAACGCUCGGUUGGGGGGCGUGAACGUUACGGAGAACGUCGUUUAUAAUUGUCUCUUGCAGGAGGAGUGGGCGUGCGUUAUCGAGGGGGAGAUAAGCACGACGCCUUUCGAGUGUGGUCGUUGCGGGAGAACCAAGCUGGGUUGCACGGUUUUCGGGAUUAUGCAGCACGAAAGCAAGUGCGGUGCUAGCGUUAAAGUGGAAAACGAAGAAGGCGAGAAAAGCGAAGAGAAAACGGUGAAGGUGAAGGCAAAUUCGAAGCAGUAUCGUUGCGAAGUGUGCAGGAAGGACUUGUGCUUGACGCCCAUCGAUAUUUUGAAGCAUAAAAAGAGUUGUAAAUAAAGAAUUGGUAACAGGGUUUGUUUUUUAAUUCGUGCGGGGUUCUGGAACGAAGUUUUUGAGGUUAUAACGGGAUGUUUGUGGAGUGCAAAUAAUUAUCCGUUAUUUGUUUCCUCUCGGUUUCAAAGCAUGACUUUACUGUGUACAAUUUUUUGAUUUGGGCGUCAAUUUACGUUGGAGUUCAAUUUUGUGCACAAAAUUUACAGUGGUAUCUUUUUAAAUUCAUUUAUUCACUGAUAAAAUUAGUUUAUGAUGAAAAACGUUAAUUUUUCAUUCCCUAUUUGAAAGUAGAGCUGUUCUCGUUACAGUGUCCAAAUUUUUGUGUUAUUUUCAAAUGGAGUUCAAUUUUGUGCACAAAAUUUACAGUGGUCUCUUUUUAAAAUCACUUAUUGAAAAAUUUAGUUUCAGAUUAAAAACAUUCAGUUUUUCAUCCCAUUGUCAAACUAGAGUCCAAAUUUGUGUCAUUUUCAACUGGAGUUCAAUUUUGUGUGUAAAAUUUACAGUACUAUCUUUUUAAAUUCAUUUAUUCAUUGAUAAAAUUAGUUUCUGAUGAAAAACGUUAAUUUUUCAUUCCCUAUUUCAAAGUAGAACUGUUCUCGAUACAAUGUCCAAAUUUGUGUGUUAUUUUCAACUGGAGUUCAAUAUUGUGCACAAAAUUUACAGUGGUCCCUUCUUAAAUUCACUUAUUUAUUAAAAAUUUUGGUUUCUGAUUAAAAACAUUCAGUUUUUCAUCCCAUUCUCAAAGAGUCCAAAUUUGUAUCAUUUUCAACUGGAGUUCAAUUUUGUGCGCACAAUUUACAGUGAUGUCUUUUUAAAUUCAUUUAUUCAUUGAUAAAAUUAGUUUUUGAUGAACAACAUUAAUUUUUCAUUCCCUAUUUCAAAGCAGAGCUUGUAUCUUUACAAUGUCCAAAUUUGUGUCAUUUUAAAACGGAGGUCAGUUUUGUGCACAAAAUUUACAGUGGUGUCUGUUUAAAUUAAUUUAUUCAUUGAUAAAAUUAGUUUCUGAUGAAAACAUAAAUUUUUCAUUCCCUAUUUCAAAAUAGAGCUGUUCUCGUUACAAUAUCCAAAUUUGUGUCAUUGCCUAUUUCAAAGUAGAGCUGUUUUCGUUACAAUGCCCAUAUUUGUGUAUUAUUUUCAACUGGAGUUCAAUUUUGUGCACAAAAUUUACAGUAGUAUAUUUUUAAAUUCAUUUAUUCAUUGCUAAAAUUAGUUUCUAAUUAAAAACAUUAAUUUGUCAUUCCCUAUUUCAAAGUAGAUCUUGUCCCUUUACAAUGUCCAAAUUUGUGUGUCAUUUUCAAACGCAGGUCAAUUUUGUGCGCAAAAUUUACAGUAGUAUCUUUUUAAAUUCAUUUAUUCAUUGCUAAAAUUAGUUUCUGAUUAAAAACAUUAAUUUUUCAUUCCCUAUUUCAAAGUAGAGCUGUUCUCACUACACUGCCCAAAUUUGUAUGUUAUUUUCAAACGCAGGUCAAUUUUGUGCGCAAAAUUUACAGUAGUAUCUUUUUAAAUUCAUUUAUUCAUUGCUAAAAUUAGUUUAUGAUUAAAAACAUUAAUUUUUCAUUCUCUAUUUCAAAGUAGAGCUGUUUUCAUUACACUGCCCAAAUUUGUAUGUUAUUUUCAACUGGAGUUCAAUUUUGUGCACAAAAUUUACAGUGUUGUCUUUUUAAAUUCACUUAUUAUUGAAAAAUUUAGUUUCUGAUUAAAAACAUUCAUUUUUUCAUCCCAUUCUCAAACUAGAUUCCAAAUUUGUGUGUCAUUUUCAACGAGUUCAGUUUUGUGCACAAAAUUUACAAUAGUAUCUUUUUAAAUUCCUUUAUUUAUUGUUAAAAUUAUUUUCUGAUUAAAAACAUUAAUUUUUUAAUCCCUAUUUCAAAGUAGAGCUUGUCUUUUUACUGUAUCCAAAUUUGUGUCAUUUUCAAACGGAGGUCAAUUUUGUACACGAAAUUUACAAUAGUGUAUUUUUAAAAUUAGUUUCUUAUUAAAAACAUAAAUUUUUUCAUCCCUUUUUCAAAGCAGAGCUCUUCCAUCUACAAUGUCCAAAUUUGUGUCAUUUUCAAUUUGAGUUCAAUUUUGUGCGCAAAAUUUACAGUAAAGUUUCAUUUUUGAAAUUCAUUUACUCGAAAAAUUCACUUUUUCAUCUCGUUUUGAAAGUAGAGCUGUUCACUUUACAUUGUUUAGAUUUGUGCGUCAAUUUCACUUGAAAUUCAAUUUUGUGCUCCAAAUUUACGGUAAUUAUCUUUGAGAUUCACCUAUAUAAUAAAAAAACUAGUUUUUUUCCUCUCGUUUUCAAAGUAAAGCUUUUCCAUUUACAAUUUUCGGAUUUGUGUCACAAUUUCACAUUGAAGUUCCAUUUUGUGCGCAAGAUUACCGCUGUAAAUCUUUUAAAAUUCACUUAAGUAAUGACGAAAUUAAAUUUUUUCAAGGUAAAACUUUUUUCCUUUACAAUGCGUAGAUUUGUGCGUCAAACUGAAUUUUUUUUUAAAUCCGCAUUCUCUAUUAUUUCUCGACUUGCCGUUUAUUCAGUUUCCGCUCGCCGUUGAGUUGUCAUUAACCCCGGCCCUAAAUAUUUUUCAGACAUUUUCGUUGCAGGAAUCCGCAGCG